Molecule: messenger RNA, 6471 nt
Organism: Musca vetustissima
Lineage: Eukaryota; Metazoa; Arthropoda; Insecta; Diptera; Muscidae
Product: homeobox protein cut-like
Exons: 7
Biological process (GO): regulation of DNA-templated transcription
Molecular function (GO): DNA binding; DNA-binding transcription factor activity, RNA polymerase II-specific
Source: RefSeq, a predicted model, not a curated record
UUUCAGAGAGCUACCUUGGCUGAAAAGGAAGUCAACACAUUAAAGGAACAACUGUCCACGAAUACCCCCAACCCGGAUACCAACAGCAGCGAAACAGCAGAUAACAAUUUAGACUUGUCACUGGUCGCUACCUCAACAGCAGCUAAUAGCAGUAGUAGUAGUACCACGCACCCCGAAGGCGCCACAGCCGGCGACAUCCUCCCACCAAAUCAUCGUCUGUCGCCCACACCGUUCGGUGUCGUUGUCGAUAGCCACAAUACGAAAUUAUUGAAUAGUGUAGCGGCAGCCAUAACCCUACAUCAGAACGGUGGUAAUCUACUGGCCACCACACCAUCACCUUCACCACCGCUAUCGGAUAGCGGUAGUGCUGCUGGCGGCGUACAACAGCCAUUGAACGGCUGUUUAAAUCCGAAAUUGUUUUUCAAUCACGCCCAACAGGUUAUGAUGAUGGAAGCUGCUGCUGCAGCAGCGGCAGCCGCUGCAGCUGCCGUACAGCAACAACAAUCGCCAAUGCAUUCACCACAACCGGCAGAGGUAUGUGGUGGCGAAGAUGAGGAAAUGCAACAAACACCCACCAACAACAACAAUAACAAUCACCAGACAAAGGAUGGUGAUAAGACACACAUAGGUGGCGAUACUCAAACGGAAGAAGAGGGUAAUGAUGUCGAUGAAGAAGUACCAACGGAAAAAGCCACCAUUAAUCAAAGUAGUAGUCCAAAGCAUGCGGAAAUGGAGGAAGGGGGAGUAGAAGCUACCGCUGAUGAUAUGGCGGAGGCGGCGGCGUCGGAGGAUACGUCUGCCAACGAUUGUCCAAUAAAUAAUAAUAAUAAAAAUAUCAAUAGUUUAAAUAGUGAUAAUAAACUUAGUUGUACGGAAUCGGAAACAAAGACAAAUGCCAGUAACACCACGACCACCACAAACUCAACUUCUGCCAAUACCACCACUCAGUUGGAAAGCAGAGGGUCUGAAUCCAUGUCAUCGUUUUUGGAUUCGAAACAUUCAGAUUUUGUAGCUGCCAAAGAAAAAGAGAUCAAAGCCUUAUUCGAAGAAGUCAAACGUUUGCGAGCCAUCGAACAAUCCCACUUGGUACAAAUCCAUCGUUUGGAAGAGCAUUUGGAAGCCAAACGCCAACACAUCGAACGUCUGGAAGCCAAAUUGGAUAAGGAGCAAAUUAACGAAGCCUUACAGGAGGCCAUGAAAUCGCAAACGAAUCAAAAAAUGGAAUCCACCUCCGACUCAGCGGCAAUGACACAAAUGGUCAUAGACGAUGAUGAUGAUGAGGAGGAGCAGGACGAAGUGCAACUUCAACGGGACAACGACGACGAAGUGCAACAGCAUAAUGAGGAAAAAGUUGUUGAAUGCCAUGAAGGCAACAACAACAACAACACCAACAAUAACUGUGAUGAUAACGACGAAGAGGAGGACGACGAUGAGGAUUUGGACAAGGAGAACAACAAUGACAAUGAACAGAAUCAAAAUGCGAAUAAUGGCGAGGUGGAAAAGGAUUCAUCAUUCAUCAAGGUCAAAAAGGAGACACAUUGCAGAUCACCCCUCUCAUUGGAUUCCAUUAGUCAACAGAAUGCCAUUGCCGCCGCUGCUGCCGCGGCAGCUGCCUGCAAUAAUGAUCCCAAUAAAUUCCAGGAAUUGCUUAUGGAACGUACCAAGGCCUUGGUGGCAGCCGAGGCUCUUAAGAACUCAGAAGAUCAAGCUUUCGAUAAAAGCCAGGUUGAAGAAACACUUAGCUUACAGCCAACAACAUCCUCAUUAGCUUCCACAGAACAACAACAACUUCAAGUCAGGACAAUCUCAGAUAAUGCCAAUCUCUGCCCAAACGAAGGCGACCAUGAAACCUCCUCCAAACCUGAAAUAGCCUCUAAAGUGCCAAAAAUAGAAAUAUUAGAUGAUGAGGACGAAGGUGAAGAGGUUAAAGAAAAAUCCUCUAAUUCCUCCGGCAUCAUAAAUUUAGAACAUCAGGAGGAGGAGGAGGGGGAUGGCGAUGAGGAAAAUCCAAAUGCCGAUGAGUCCUCCUCCAAUUUCAAACAAAAUGUUGAACGUUUCGGUUCUUUACUGGGUGAGGAGCUGGUCAAUAAUUAUUGGCGUAAUAGGGGGGCCUAUCAUCAGCACCACUAUCAGCAGCAGCAACAUCAUCAGCAACAACAACAACAUCAAAUGGCCACAGCCCAGCCACAUUCUUUAAUGCUACAACAAAACUCAAAUUCUUCUUCUUCCGCCUCCUCUUCAGCUGCUGCUGCUUUAAUGCAUGCCGCCGGCUCAACACCGCCCUGUGGCCCCUCAUCCACAGCUCUGCUUAGUCAAUUAGUUAAUUCCACUUUUUCCACACCCCCCACCACCACCACCACUCAAUCAACUCAAAAUUCCUCUUUACGUUCAACAGAUGCCCACUAUCCGCCCCACCAUCAUCACCACCAACAGCACCACCAUCAUCAUCAGCUGCAAAUGUCCUCACACCUGCUGGGAGGUGAUCAUCACGACAAGUCCGGAGCAGGAAAUCAUCAUCACCACCAUGCCGAAUCAUCGGCCUCCAGUGCCAGUACCCCCAAUCUACAGGAACAACGUUCGGAGGAUCAGCAGCAUCAUCACCACCAAUCCCUCUCGCUCAACGGCUCGCUGAAGAGCUACGAAGACAACAACAACAGUCCCGGCAACAAUCAUCCCCUCAGUGGCCAUGGCCACAGCCACGGCCUGCCCCAUGGUUUCCUACCCGGUCUACCAUUCCAAUUUCAAGAUCGUGGUCAUUUCCGUUUUGCCGACGAUCUACAGCUACCACCCGGCACUUCAAUGGCUGGCCGUUUGGGUGAAUCCCUAAUCCCCAAGGGAGAUCCCAUGGAAGCCAAGCUGCAGGAGAUGUUGCGUUACAACAUGGACAAGUAUGCCAAUCAGGCGUUGGAUACAUUGCAUAUCUCCAGGCGUGUGAGGGAGCUGCUGUCGGUCCACAACAUCGGCCAAAGGAUUUUCGCCAAAUAUAUUUUGGGCCUAUCCCAAGGUACCGUUUCCGAAUUACUCUCCAAACCCAAGCCAUGGGAUAAGUUGACGGAAAAGGGACGUGAUAGCUAUCGUAAAAUGCAUGCUUGGUCAUGCGAUGAUAAUGCUGUUAUGCUGCUCAAAUCGCUGAUACCCAAGAAAGAUUCUGGUUUACCACCCUAUGGUGCUGGUCGUGAUGAUUCCAUGUCGGAUGAUCGCAUUGCUCACAUCUUAAAUGAGGCCUCCUCUUUGAUGAAAGGCAGCUCUGGUGGUGCAAUGCAACAACGUUCCGGCAUGCAGCAAGAAGACUCACACAGCAAUGAAGAUUCGAAGUCGCCACAUCAACCCUGUUCAUCACCCUUCUAUAGGGAGAAUUUGAAAUCACAAAUGGAAACCAGUCUGCCAGCACCCGGCCACCUAAGGCCCGAUGAAGUUAACCCGGAGAAAAUGGCCAGAUUAUAUCAAGAGAUUAUGGCUCGGGCACCCCGUGAAGCUUUUCCAGGUUUUUUGCUUUCACCAUUUUUCAGUGGCGGUCUACCUGCAGCUGCUGGCAUGGGUGCCAAUGCCUUCCCCGCCUUGGCUGCAGAUGAGAAUAUGCGCCUGGCCUUUGAAAGGGAAAUGAAUAAAUUGCAACAACAACAGCAGCAACAACACUCUCAACCUCCCAGUUUUGCCAAUUUCUCUAGUCUCAUGGCCCUGCAACAACAAAUGCUGAACGGGGCCCAAGACCUGACUUUGGGUGGUAAAGAUGAUGGAGCCGCCCCUUCGCUCAACAAGGAUCCCAAACUGAAUGGCCAACGUCAUUCCUUUGAUGGUUCAUCACAAAAUUCCCUCAGCAAUGCUGGUGGCGUGGCCUCCUCCACCUCAGGAUCAGCAGCCGCUGUCGGACAAUCCACACCAAAUGCCAAAGAUACCUCCGAUGUGGAACGCCUCUACCCAGGUGGUAUGGUGAAAAAUGAACAGGGCAACAAGACCCCAGCACCGCCACUUUCCAGCAAUGCUUCCACCACCACCAACAACAAUUCGGCCGCACCCAGCCCCCUUAGCAAUUCCAUACUCCCGCCAGCAAUGACACCGACCGAUGAUUUUGGUGCCACUGCCAGUCCUCUGCAGCGCAUGGCUUCCAUUACCAAUUCACUGAUUACCCAACCUCCUGUACCACCCCAUCAUCAGCCUCAGCAAAGGCCCACCAAGGCUGUCCUGCCACCCAUUACCCAACAACAGUUCGAUAUGUUCAACAAUCUGAACACGGAGGAGAUUGUGCGCCGCGUCAAGGAGGCCCUCUCACAAUAUUCCAUUUCCCAGCGUUUGUUUGGUGAAUCGGUUUUGGGUUUGUCGCAAGGAUCUGUUUCCGAUUUGCUGGCCCGCCCCAAGCCAUGGCAUAUGUUGACCCAAAAGGGACGUGAACCUUUUAUCCGCAUGAAAAUGUUUUUGGAGGAUGAUAAUGCCGUACACAAGCUGGUCGCUUCGCAGUAUAAAAUCGCCCCGGAGAAACUGAUGAGGACCGGCAACUAUGCCGGAGGACCACAAAUCCCCCCAGGGCUGGUUGGUAAAAUACCCCCGCCCAUGCCAAUGCAAAAGAUGAUGUCCGAAUUGAAGCUGCAAGAACCUGCUCACAUUAUGCAACAGAUGCAGGCUGCCGCCGUCAUGUCCGCCGCCAUGCAGCAGCAUCAACAGCAACAACAACAGGUGGCUGCCGCAGCCGCUGCUGCCCAAGCCGCCCAGCAAUCGCAACAGGCUGCUGCUGUACAGGCGGCUCAACAGGCCGCUGCCGCCGCCGCUGCUGCUGCAGCCCAACAACAUCAUCAAAGUAUGCUGCUGACCUCACCCGGCUUGCCACCCCAACAUGCCAUACCCCUACCUGCCGCCGCCAACUCAAAUCCCACCUCGGGAGCCAGUACCCCGGCAACCAACUCCACCGGGGGUGGUGCUGAAAAGAAACAGCCCAUGAUGAUGCCCAUCCAUUCGCCACACCAGGCCAAUGCCAUGCGCAACAUGCACCAGCACAUGUCACCCACCGUCUAUGAAAUGGCCGCGCUGACCCAAGAUCUAGAUACUCAGGUUAUAACCACCAAAAUCAAGGAGGCCCUAUUGACCAACAACAUUGGCCAGAAAAUCUUUGGUGAAGCCGUUUUGGGUCUCUCCCAAGGCUCUGUGUCGGAAUUGCUUAGCAAACCCAAACCCUGGCACAUGCUGUCCAUCAAGGGUCGGGAACCCUUCAUACGCAUGCAGUUGUGGUUGUCCGAUGCCAAUAAUGUGGAUCGCCUACAGGCCUUGAAAAAUGAAAGAAGAGAAGCAUCCAAACGUCGCCGCUCCACCGGGCCCAAUCAGCAGGACAACAGCUCGGAUACCUCCAGCAAUGAUACCAAUGACUUCUACACCAGCAGCCCUGGCCCUGGCUCCGUGGGCAGUGCCGGUGCCCCACCCAAUAAGAAACAGAGAGUCCUCUUCUCCGAGGAACAAAAAGAGGCUUUGAGAUUGGCAUUUGCCCUGGACCCCUAUCCGAAUGUGGGUACCAUUGAAUUCCUGGCCAAUGAACUGAAUUUGGCCACCCGCACCAUUACCAAUUGGUUCCACAAUCAUCGUAUGCGUUUGAAGCAACAAGUGCCACAUGGUCCCCCCGGCCAGGAGACCAAUAUUCCCACACGGGAGAAUACCAAUUCCACACCCUUCGAUCCCGUCCAGUUUCGUAUUUUACUGCAGCAGAGAUUGCUAGAAUUGCAAAAGGAACGGAUGGGUUUGGGUGGCAAUAAUACGCUGCCAUAUCCUCCCUAUUUUGCUGCAGCCGCUUUACUGGGUAGGUCAUUGGCUGGUAUGCCAAAUGCUGCUGCUGGGGGUGCCGUGCCCAAUGAAGCUGAGUUACGAGCCUUAAAUCAAAAAUUCCAAGAACAAAUGGCGGGGCUGGAUCUGUCGAUGAGCUCCCUGAAACGUGAACGCAGCGAUGAUUUCGAUGAUGAUCUCGAUGAUGGCCAUAUGAGUGAAAAUGAAAAUGAUUCCAUGGAUGGUGAGAGUGCCGAUAAGACCAAUGAGUUCAAGGCGUUGAGUAAUCAUGCCCAGCAAUUUCUGAAUAAUAUGCGUUUGAAUCGACGCAAACCUGCCGCACCACAAUGGGUUAAUCCUGCCGUGCCCUCAGGACAAAUGUCGGGUCAAAUGGAAAACUCUUCUUCGGAGAGAUUAAUAAAUGGUGAGGAAUCUUCGAUGACCUCCCAACCACCACACAAUCAGGAAGAGGAAAGCCUUGGCAAAUCCGACGACCAUAGCGACAUGGAUCAUGGCCAUCAUCAUUUGGUCAUGGAACCGGAGGUAUUAAUUAAACAAGAAAAAGAAGACUGUGAAAGUGAUAACGAAAAACGGGACAUCGACACCACCACCACCACCACACUGCGGAGUAAUGAAGCCGGAGACGGAGCAGAUGUUCCUGCGAGUAGUCCAGCCGCCACCGCUGUCUCCACCAGUAUUAUGUCAAAUGCCUCAACGUGGAAUUACUAA